AUGACUUUAAGGAGAGCAGAAAACAGUAGUGAUAUAGAAAUGUUAGACCUCAGUGCUCCGUCAGCGGACCGCAGUGCUUCAAUAGAGGGACACAGUGCUCCGUCAGAGGACCUCGGUGCUCCGUCAGAAGACCUCGGUGCUCCGUCAGAAGACCUCGGUGCUCCGUCAGAGGACCUCGGAGCUCCGUCAGAGGACCUCGGAGCUCAGUCAGAGACAUCUAUUUACGAUCACGAGUAUAUAGCAGGUUUCCAUUACAAAAUGGCUUUUGAUAAAUCAUUUAUGAACAUAGCUACCAACACCACAAAUUUAACAAUGAUUGCCAAAGGUGUAUCAACUUCAAAAUACUACGGAAGGCGGAGCAGGUCUACACAAACCCACAGUGUAAUUCAAACAAGUGAUGUAUCCACCAAUAUAAUUGGUUUGAAUCCAACAAAGGAUGUCUGGACUUGGACUGGUCCUACAGAAGAAUUUGCAGGAUCCAUUGACAAUUCACCAAACGCUGCAAUUGUACAGCAAACAGAUACUAUAAAAAAGGUUUGCACUAUGCCAGGUGCAAUGCCAAUGGAGACAGAACUACUGUUAUCCCCAAAUUCACAACAGUCCGUUCCUGUAGAAAACAUAGAUACGCCAUUCUCAAACAUUUCUUCAAUUACAAGAGUAUCGGAAAUGGAUGCAACUCUGAAUGUUUCAGAAUUCAAUGAUCCGAUUUACAGUCCCGAAGAAGAAACAACCGAUAUUGGCGAUCUAACAUUUUUAACAGAGCCCUCUCCUGAGGAUUAUGUUUCAGAAAAGAAGUUUAUUGUGUUUGAAACUUCUCUCGAUUUAUUGAUCAAAAAGGUUCAAACAUGUACUUUUCACGAACCAUGUAACGCUCCAAUAACAAACACUGAAAAAAUUAUAUCAGGCACUCUGUUAAAAGUAUACACUGUCUGUGAAUCAAAUCAUCGUUGCGAAUUUUGCUAA
Messenger RNA from Pelobates cultripes (western spadefoot toad), 963 nucleotides. NCBI's taxonomy places the organism in Eukaryota, Metazoa, Chordata, Amphibia, Anura, Pelobatidae. The record is from the annotation of a GenBank genome assembly.